UUGCAGCCUACAGAUGACAACCUAGCGCGUGUCGAGAAAGUCACUCCUUCCCAUAUCGCGUUUUUUUGCCUGCGCUGCCUGGUUGUAUCCAUAAAAAGUGGUUGAUCAACUUGUCCUCAACAUCAUCCAAACUAUAUCGGCCACGUCCCCUCCUUCUCCCUCCUCCCUUCUGCCAUGAGUCUACCAUGUGGAUUCUCGAGUCCAAUGGAGACUUCCUCCAAGGCAAACGAAUGUGGUUGAAGCCCGGCCAAAAGUAUUUAUUCGGCCGAGUCAAAAGAGAGGGUGUACAUUUUGCUAUUGAUCACAAGACCGUCUCAAGGAAACAUUUUGUCAUUCAGGUCGACCCUGUGGCCGACGGUGAUGCUGCUCGUCUCCAUGUCAGAUCCUGCGUUCAUAUUCAGGACCAAAACUCCAAGAGUGGCACGUCUGUCAAUGGCGAGCUGAUCAAGAAUGCUUCACGAGAGCUCAAAUCCCUCGAAAACUCCGUUCGACCUGGCUCGUGUCCUCACGAGAUCGUUAUCAGAUGGGAGCCAUGCAACUUGACUGUGAAUCUGCUCAAAAAGGAGGUCAAGGCAGGUCUUCUCAAGACAAAGCAGUCCAGAGUUCAGCCUCUCGACAUCAAAGCUACGGGUGAUUUCAUCAUAGACCAGACUACACAUGUGGUUGCGAGCAAGAGAAACACGGCCAAAGGCUUGCAAGCUCUCAUUGCCGGCAAAUACCUUGUGUCCGAAUCCUACCUCGACGCCCUUGACUAUGCUGCCACCCCCACCACUCUCAGUCAGGAAGAAAACCUCUCCCCUUUGGAACUCGAUUUCGAUACGGCAUGGCCCGACCCUAAAGCUCAUCUUCCUCCACCAGGCCGUGAGCCUACAAUCAGUCCUGUCGAAGCGUACCAGCCUAAUCCAAACCGAAUCAACAUUUUCCAGGGAUAUACUUUUAUUUUCGGGGACCAGACCCAAUUUGACAAUUUGUUACCGGUCGUCACUACCGGACAUGGGAAAGCCCUUCUCUUCAAGGUCGAUAAUACAAGUACUCUAGCUGAUGACUUGUUGCGAUUUGUUCAUAAUGCCGCGGGUCAAAAGGCUAGCACCACAAAAAGCCCCCUUCCCAUCUUGGUUCGGUGGACAGGCAAGGACGAUGUUCAAGAAUGGACCAAUGCCCUCAUCAACGAGACCGCUCUGAAAAUGGACCAACGUGCCAUCGAUCAGUCCGAGUUCCUCGGGGCUAUUUUAACCAAUGACCCGUCUUCACUGAGACAACCCAUUCCAUAUGAAAGCACUACCGAUGGGAGAGUCCCACCACCUCCUUCUGCGGCUAGUUCCCUUGUGCAACCUGGUUCCUCCAACACUCACAGUGAUCAACAUCUGAACAGAAAAGGGACAAAAGUUGAUGGUUCUGACUCUUCUAAUAAAUCACUAGACCGCGUUCAGCCAACGCCUUCAAGACCAGAAGUGGACAAAGCUCGCACAGAGGUUUUGGCCUCGCCGUCACCACCGGCACAAGACUCUCAUGUCAAGGAACAAGAUUCUCCUCCUCGACCAUAUCAACCCUCCAGACUCACCCAAGCAAGCCGCCUGAAAGACUUUGAUGAUGGUUUCGACCCUGAUGCUGUCGCCGAGUAUGAAGACGACGAAGACGAUGCAAUUGCUUUUGACUCUGAAGCGGACCCCCUCACAGCCAUCAAGGAUGAACCACAAACAGUUUCUCGCAAGCGUCCACGCUCUCCUAGCAAUGACCCCGAGAACGAGUUUGCCGAAGAAAUUGAUGAUUUGCUGCCAGCUGCCACAGCAUUUAAGAAGCGAAAACUUGCCGAACAAAAGGCCAAUGGUGGGAAUGCUGUCGAUACCGAGGAUCUUCCGCCGCCUCCAACGGUGAGAAAACGCCGAGUCGAAAAAGAGCUUGAUGUCCGCAAAGCCUUAGAUGCUCGCCGUGAAGAGGCUGAAGAAGCCGCCAAGCGAGAAGAAGAAUUCGCCCUCAAACCAGUCGAUGCAGACGAAGACGGACCGGCUAAUCUCGUCGAGGUGCUAACCAUGGACCUCCCACUACGCGACAAAAGCAAAAACCUCAGACUUGCUGCCGAAACCCAGAGGAGUGAAAAUUGGGAUCCCAAAUGGAAUGGGAGAAAGAAUUUCAAAGGCUUUCGGCGCAAAGGAGAAGCCCCACAGCGGCGCGGGCAUGCGACCAAAGUCAUUGUUCCUUUAGUGGCAAUCAAAUUGAACGAUUUUGGCAUCGGUGACAAGUACUGGGACAAGACCGAAGAGCAAAUAGAGCGGGAGCGGGAGAAGAAGCGACAAAAAGAAGCCAGAAGUCAGAGAGCACGGCUUCAAAAUCAAGACCAAUCCCAGCAUUCCAGUGCUAGAACCAUUGGAGGAGAAGAAAGCAUUACCCUUGAUGACGUUGAAGAGGGAGACCAAGUCUCGUCCGGCAUGAAAAGCACCAGCCCUGUGACAUCACGGCUUCAACAGGAGGCGGCCGCGAUAGUCGAACAUGACAUCGACCUUGAUUCACCCCGACGAACCCGAGCUGCAGAUAGACGUGCUGCGACGGUGGACCACGAGGACGAAGACACUGUUCCCCUGCAUGAGUCUCAUACACAGACCAACACGCAGACAAGCAGAUCAGCCACUGCAUCUGGCAGUAUCAGGGGUAAGAGAACGGCGCCUUCCACUGCUAGCUCAAGUGCUUCAAAGAGACAGAAGACUCUACCUGUGACGGUGGCAAAGGAGGCAGAUAGUGAGGGAGAUGAUAGCGAUGACAUGAAGUUCCGCUUUGGGAGUCGUGCACGACGGGGGAGAAGUGCCAGGGGUGCCAGGGGUGCCAGGGCGGGGUCAUGA
Exophiala mesophila is the source of this 2834-nucleotide messenger RNA. RefSeq lists its product as uncharacterized. Gene Ontology annotation, cellular component: Mre11 complex. Lineage: Eukaryota; Fungi; Ascomycota; Eurotiomycetes; Chaetothyriales; Herpotrichiellaceae. Gene Ontology annotation, molecular function: damaged DNA binding; protein binding. Gene Ontology annotation, biological process: double-strand break repair via homologous recombination; mitotic G2 DNA damage checkpoint signaling. The coding region runs from base 186 to 2834 and encodes 882 amino acids. The record is from RefSeq and is a predicted model, not a curated record. The transcript has a single exon.